GUACAUGAAGGCAUAGACUGAUCUUUAAAGAUAUGACGAUGUCAUCUAGAUAACAAAUUACCUACUUCGUGUUUACUUUUGUUACAUUACAAGAUCGCGUUAGGUAACACUUUACGAUACAUGUUAGUAUUAAGAUUAUGGCCAAAUUUGAUUGCUGUUAGUAAACGGUUAAAUUAAAUAUUAUUAGAUCGGUUUAUCUAAAAACCUUUAAGACUACAAAUACUUCGGACACAAAAAGAAGACGAACGAUUUCUUUAUAAUAUUUUGUACUAAUAAUGGAGACUGAGAAAAAGUUAAGAAAGCAAGUUGAACAUUAUGUGGAGGAGAUAGUUAACAAGAGUUUGGAAAUUGUUAUGAACGCAACCUAUGGAAAUCGUCAGUUGAACAGGAAUACCGUUAGUAAAGUUCACAAAAAAGUGAAUGAUGUCAAUUUAAGUAACGGAGAUACAAAUGUUAAACAGUUCGCUGAGUGCCUUGUUGAUGAAAGUUUCAAAGAAGGUUUGGAGGAGGUAGACAAACUGUCUAAAAUAAAGCCAAUUUUAUGUGUGGGAAUUGUGACACUAGAUUUCGUAACAAUAAGUGAAGAAUACCCUGCAGAGGACUCAAAAACGAUUGCAGUCGGUAACUAUUGGUCACGUGGUGGCAAUGCAGCAAAUACGGCGACAGUUCUGGCUCAUCUAGGCGCUCGAGUUGAAUAUUUUGGGACAAUUGUGAACAACCGAUGGAUGAGCCUCCUACAAGAUGACUUCAAAAAUAACGGAGUGAGUACUGAACACUGUAUCUAUCUUGACCACGAAAAACACAAGGCACCAGUAGCAACCCUGAUAACAAGUCAGAAAACGGGAACAAGAACCGUAAUUGCAGACUUCAAAGGUAUAACAGGGGUGACUUAUGAGCAAUUUUCGUCCUUGAAUAUCGGAAAAUACGGAUUGAUUCAUCUUGAAUCUCGGAGUUUUGAAGGUCGGGCUGGUGAUAUUGCUGACAUCAUUGCUCUUAUAGUAAAACAUAACGAAACGAAUGUCGAGAGCGAAAAGAUCGUUAUAUCAGUUGAAAUUGAGCAGUCAAACAUAACAAAUCCAGAAUUUCGAUCUCUCUUUGCACAAGGGGACAUUGUUUUGAUAGGCAAAGACUAUGCAAUAGAUGAUGGUUACACCAGUAAAGAAGAGGCUGUUAGAGGCCUUUACAAGUAUUGUAAACCAGAUGCAAUUCUUGUAUGUGCAUGGGGAGAUGACGGGGCUGCCGCUAUGUUUGACGAACAGUUAGUUUGUUCGCCUGCUAUUACACCUGAAAAGCUAGUAGACACCCUAGGAGAAGGUGACACUUUUAACGCAGGAUUUAUUUACGCUUUCAGUAGAGGAAAGUCGGUUGCCAAAGCUGUAAAAUUUGGUUGCAUGGUUGCUGGACAUAAGUGUGGUUGUAAUGGAUUUUCAUGUGUUAAAGGAAUGCAAAGAAACAUGUAUCAAAUAUAGUGUAGCUGUAUUUUUGUGUGGUUUCAUACAUAUACUAUUAUUUACAUUCAAAUGGGUCCUUAGACAUAUCUAUAAAACUGAAUUCCGCUGAAGGUGGUGCUUUGGGCGUGAGGAGUGAUAUACUAGUACAUGUCAUUACCUCUCAUGAACAGACUUAGUCAGUUACGCUUAUUGCAUUAUUUCUACAAAACUCAAAAGGACCUUCCAUGGAUUUUAUUGCACAUUAGAUAUAUUAUUUCACGGACGGUAUUUGUGUGCUUAUGUAAGAUUAUUGCAAUGUGUUAAAGGCACCCAAAGAAAAUUCUACUAGUACAACGUGCCUGACAUAAAAUAUGAAAAGUUUUGCGUCAAUUUGUCAACAGAUUUUUGAGAUUUAUUUGCCACUGUUUUUACACGUGGGGCAUGAUUGUUUUACAUUCGUGCGUGUUAACUACUUGUUGUUUUAGUAAUAAUUUAUACCUAAAAAUGUUCAUGAUGACAAACUGUAUAUCUUAUUUUGACAUUUAUAUGAGUUUUUUUUGCUGCGAUGAAUAGUUUAAAGUAUUUACUAUGUGAGUCAGGCAAACGUGUGAUGUAGUAAAACAUACACAAUGACAGUUAUUUAAAAACAAAUGCUAUAUGUAUAUAACUGAGCCACACCAUGAGAAAACCAACAUAGUGCAUUUGCGACCAGCAUGGAUCCAGACCUGCCUGCGCAUCCGCGCAGACUGGUCAGGAUCCAUGCUGUUCGCUUUUAAAAGCCUGUUGCAAUUAGAGAAACCGUUAACAAAAAGCAGGCUGGUCUGGAUCCAUGCUGGUCGCGUUUCUGGAUCCAUGCUGGUCGCAAACGCACUAUGCUUGUUGGUUUUUUCAUUGCACGGCUCAUAUGUAUUUAAAAUAUUGAUAUUCUACUUGUACUUUUUUCAUUUAUGUAAGAUAUCUACUCUUCAGUAGUCUUUAAAUCCUUAUAGAAAUAAACACUGCGAAGGAUGAACUUGUAUACUUUUUAAAGUGUUAGCAAAUCGUUAAACAAUUUGAUAUCUGCAUUUACACGCAAUAUAUACAUGAAAUAAUAAUAAUAAAAGACGUGAAAGUUG
Mercenaria mercenaria is the source of this 2545-nucleotide messenger RNA. RefSeq names its product ketohexokinase-like. The record is from RefSeq and is a predicted model, not a curated record. Lineage: Eukaryota; Metazoa; Mollusca; Bivalvia; Venerida; Veneridae. The coding region runs from base 276 to 1469 and encodes 397 amino acids. The transcript has a single exon.